AUGAACAAUGAAAAGUUAGAUGAAGAAAUCCCUGCUCCAAUGAAUGCAUCUUUAUGUAUACCGAUAGAUAUUUCUACAGCUCCACUGGUAGUCUUUGAUUUAGAAACUACAAGCCUAUAUAGAACCUCAGAUGUAAUACAGAUUGCUGCAACUUCAAACAAUAAUGAAUUUAGCAGUUACAUCUUUCCAAACCAACCUAUCUCAAUACAGGCCUCCGAAACUACAAAAAUUACCGUUUCUGCAAAUCAGAUGUUUUAUAAUUUACAACCUGUUUCGUACAAAUUACCACAUGAAGCUCUCACUGAUUUUAUAACAUUUCUUUCCAAAUAUCCAUCCAAGCCAGUUCUUGUAGGACACAACAUCAAACGCUUUGAUUGCCAUGUUUUGUACCAUUCUUUAAAGGCAAAUCAGUUGUGGAAUGAGUUUUCAUCUCACAUAUGUGGAUUCAUAGACACCAUGGAGUUAUUCAAGAAAAUAAUUCCAGGAUAA
Molecule: messenger RNA, 489 nt
Organism: Mytilus californianus (California mussel)
Lineage: Eukaryota; Metazoa; Mollusca; Bivalvia; Mytilida; Mytilidae
Exons: 2
Coding region: 1-489 (162 amino acids)
Biological process (GO): DNA catabolic process
Cellular component (GO): cytoplasm
Molecular function (GO): nucleic acid binding; 3'-5'-DNA exonuclease activity
Source: RefSeq, a predicted model, not a curated record